Molecule: messenger RNA, 321 nt
Organism: Entrophospora sp. SA101
Lineage: Eukaryota; Fungi; Glomeromycota; Glomeromycetes; Entrophosporales; Entrophosporaceae
Source: the annotation of a GenBank genome assembly
AUGUUUUCAUCAACAAAUGAUAUGAUUAUAGGAGCAAUGUCUGGUAUAAUAAGUAAAACAGGUGUAUUUCCAUUAGAUUUAAUACGUAAACGUAUGCAAUUACAAAUACCUCCUUCACCAAAACAAAAAUAUUUUUUUAUAAAUUAUAUUCCUUUAUAUACCAAUUCAAUAAUAGUUAAUAUUAAAACUAUCAUAAGAAAUGAAGGUUUCUGUGGGCUUUAUAGAGGUUUAACUCCUGCUAUAAUUAAAGCUGCUCCUGUUAGCGCUGUAACUUUUUUCGCUUAUAAUAAAACUAGAGAAGUUUUAGAAAAAUUACAUUAA